GUUUCGUCCAAUCAGAAAAUAACAUUUGACUCUUCUGGGCGGGACCGGAAGCAGAAGUUCAGACGCUUAUACUGUAUGUUUUUUGUAGUAGUCAGCUAGCUACUAACCCUACAGCUCUUUUAAAUCUUUAAAAAACGGUUAUACAACCUAAAUGAAUCGUUAUAUUUUGAAAAUCGGAAAGCACGUAUUUGUUUGUUGAGGCUACUCUUACUACGGUAUAUCCUAUAUCUCUGCAGUAAGUCAUCAUGGGCGAGGUGGAGCUGUCCUGUCGGGCCUAUGUGAAGAUGUAUCUGCACGCCUGUCUGUUUCCGCGGUGCAGCAUCAACGGGCUGCUGUUGUCGUCCAGCCCGGCAGGCGGCCCCGUCUGUGUGACGGACUGUGUCCCGCUGCUCCACUCCCACCUGUCCCUGGCUCCCAUCACUCAGCUGGCCCUCACACAGGUGGAUGUGUGGUGUUCACAGACUCAGCAGAGGAUUGUGGGAUACUAUCAGGCCAACGCCUGCGUAUCAGAUAGCAACCCAACUCCGUGCGCCAUGAAGAUAGCCGAUAAGAUUUUUGAGCAGUUUGACAACGCAGUUUUGUUAAUGCUUGAUGGCAGUAAGAUGUCUUCAGACUAUCGGGUUCCUCCCAUCGUGAUGUACGAGCGCAAAGACUCAAAAUGGCUGCUCAAAGACAAACACACGAUAAUGCUGCGACAGUGGGAGGAGACUCGGGCGAUAGCCGGUCAGAUGCUGGAGUUGGGCGAUCAAGCGCUAUUGGUGGAUUUUGACAGCCACUUGGACGACAUUACAAAGGACUGGACCAAUCAGAAACUGAAUACCAAGAUAGCCGAGCUCGCCUCGCCGGCCAACGGGAACAUCUAGACGUAGACAGAGUAGCAUCAGUUUGUACCAGAGCCCAUAUUUAUUUAUGUUCUCACCCAUCGUCAUGUGAUUUUAAUAACCCGACACAACCCACACAGUUUAGAUUUAUUUUUAAUGCAUUUUUAUCGACUGAACAGGGACAUAACGUAGAACAUGCAUAAAUAACAACAUAUGUACAGCUUGGUAGAUCCCCCCCCUCCACCCCCAGAGUGUGCCUUGUGGUCCAGCCCAACACCCUUCUGAUUUAAAGAACAUGUUCACCCUAAAACACCAUUUUAACACUUUUACCAUGCACCUGUGGUCCCAUUUUUGUCUAUUUUUUUUUUUUAUUGUUAAAUCCCAUGUAUAUUACAAGCUCAAGGGGGCUGGAAAAAAUAACAGAAACACCUUUACAAUACAAAAGUCCUGCAGUAAAAACAAUUUUGUUGAAGCUCAAAGUUUUUUAUGUAUUUUAUUUUUCGUUUUGUUGUCCGACUGUCCGGUUGUUUGUGUUCAAACGGACGCCGCGGCGGUAUUUUUGACUUCGGGAGUUGGAUGCAUGCGAUGCUAAGCGGCUUAAAGUCUAACCGCUGUAGUUUGGUCGUGUUGUCCCCUUUUCAGUGUCAUGCUAGCAACGAGAAAAGCUUUUAAAGCAAAAGUAAUUAUUAUAGCAUUUUUAAAUCAUCAACAGUUUAACGCACUAAAAUGUAGUUGUAAGCAGAUAUAAGGACAUUUUUAAGUGUUUAUUAAUGCAUUUGUCAACAACUAUAACUCCUCCAGUGGAGCAGCGAGACUGUGGAAUGGAUAAUGAAUGACAAUAUAUUAUUAAAACACAAUAUAAGUCUUUGUAGGAAAAGUUAUAAUUGCUGACAAAACUGUACAUUAAUAAACACUUAAACAUGUCCUUUAUAGCUGCAUACAACUACAUUAAAGUGUGUUAUAGACAGUUUAUGAAAUGCUUAUAUAGUGCUUACUAAAACUAAAUGAAGGGGUUAAAGUAAAGUGUUACUAUCACAACUCUUGAAAUUAGAGCUUUUAGAAAAUUGCCUGAAUGGCUGGUGCAUCAGUGGCUACAAAAUGAUGUUAUUUAUGCAACGGAUAUGUCCUUUAAGCAUGUCAACUUUUGCGAAAAAAUUUCAACUGCAUUAGGAAAAGAGGAACAGUGUUGCAUGCACUGCCACACAGACACCUAGCGGGACAUUUGCCUGACAACACGCCAGACUACCACCUUCAUAAAAAAAAAGACCUUUUAAGUUGUAUAAACGCCUCCGACAGCCUCAACAAAAACCAAAUAUUCUGAGCUUCAGCAGACUUGUUUUUACUGCAAGACUUUAGUUUUGAAAUGUCGGAUGUUUUUGUCCCUUUGUCCUUUUAACUAUCCAUAACAACAACUGUAAAACAUUUUAAAUAUAAAAAAAUAGUGCAACUCUCAAAACCCUAAUCCCAAGUCUUAACUGGUUACACUCUUUUAAAAUUUGAUUUUCUUUCUCACACAUUAACACAAUAACAAUAAUAAAAAUGCACAGAUUGUCCCAGAUGAAUAAAGGAGUAAAGAAUG
Messenger RNA from Perca flavescens (yellow perch), 2400 nucleotides. RefSeq names its product ER membrane protein complex subunit 9 (gene emc9). The coding region runs from base 246 to 863 and encodes 205 amino acids. The record is from RefSeq and is a predicted model, not a curated record. The transcript is spliced from 6 exons. Gene Ontology annotation, cellular component: EMC complex. Lineage: Eukaryota; Metazoa; Chordata; Actinopteri; Perciformes; Percidae.